AUGCUUGGGACACUGCGUGUCGCUGCUGCGCGGCAAGCGCUGCGGUUCGGUGCGCGUUUGAUGCACACGACUGCUGUGCCCCGCGCACAGUACCUUGCACCUCCCCCCCCCACGCCAGACCGUGUGAAGCCCGCGUCGCCGGCGUACUUUACCACGAAGCCGUCGUACAUCGACACGCUCCAGAUGCUUGACCAGCUUACGCGCGAAGUGAAGCGCGAGCUCGAGCAGGCGUACAUCCUCCCUCUGAACUCGAAGCCCCCGCCGAUCCCCCAAGGCCCCACGAAUAUCUGGGUAUCGCGCGAGGCGCUGCACAGCAAGCUCGGCAUUGCGCUGCGUGCGUCGCAGUACCGCAGCGUCAUCUCGCGGCUGACGCUCCUGCUGCGAUACCGCGCGCUGGUGCUCGAGCACUUUGCGAGCAGCGGCAGUGCAUCGUUUGCCGAGCGCAGCUCUGCGCAGCAGAAGCAGCUCGCUGCGCAGGUCGAAGAGGUAUUUGCCGCCUUUAUGAGCUCGCACGGCAAGGCGCAGGACAGCCACGAGAAGGGCGAGGCUGCGCCGCGCACCUCGACGCGUGGCUUUAUCGACAACGAGGGCCGCGCCUAUGCGCGCGGCCGCCGGAAGGAGAGCAGCGCGCGCGUGUGGCUCGUGCCGGCCAAGGACGCCGACGCGUCCCUCGGCUCGGUCCUGGUGAACAGCGUGCCGCUGAGCCAGUACUUUACGCGCACCGACCACCGCGAGCAGGUGGUGUGGCCGCUGAAGCUCGCGGGCGUUCUCGGCCAGUACAACAUCUUUGCGAUUGCGCGCGGCGGUGGCCACACCGGCCAGGCGGGCGCCGUGGCGCACGGCAUUGCGAAUGCGCUCCUCGCGCAGCUUGCGAGCGUGCCUGGCGAGGCGGCCGCGGCGACGCACGCCGAGGUCAAGCAGCUCCUCGCCAAGGACGGGAUCCUGCACCGCGACCCCCGCAUGGUCGAGCGCAAAAAGCCGGGCCUGGCCAAGGCACGCAAGGCCUUCACCUGGGUCAAGCGUUAA
This is a messenger RNA of Malassezia japonica, 1026 nucleotides long. It is a transcript of the gene MRPS9, whose product is annotated as 37S ribosomal protein S9, mitochondrial. Bases 1 to 1026 code for a protein of 341 amino acids. Gene Ontology annotation, biological process: translation. The record is from RefSeq and is a predicted model, not a curated record. Gene Ontology annotation, cellular component: ribosome; mitochondrial small ribosomal subunit. The transcript has a single exon. Lineage: Eukaryota; Fungi; Basidiomycota; Malasseziomycetes; Malasseziales; Malasseziaceae. Gene Ontology annotation, molecular function: RNA binding; structural constituent of ribosome.